Macrobrachium nipponense is the source of this 4756-nucleotide messenger RNA. Its product is annotated as long-chain-fatty-acid--CoA ligase 1-like. Lineage: Eukaryota; Metazoa; Arthropoda; Malacostraca; Decapoda; Palaemonidae. Gene Ontology annotation, biological process: long-chain fatty acid metabolic process. The record is from RefSeq and is a predicted model, not a curated record. Gene Ontology annotation, cellular component: endoplasmic reticulum; membrane. Gene Ontology annotation, molecular function: long-chain fatty acid-CoA ligase activity. The transcript is spliced from 14 exons. Bases 211 to 2586 code for a protein of 791 amino acids.
UCUCUUUGGCGACUGGGAGAACCACGCGGUCUAUUAUCCGCUACGGAGUCAGAAAGAAGACCCCGCUUGUAAGCCGGGCCUCUUCUCGUUCGCUUGUCUGUCACAGGGCCAGACAAAUCGCUGUAAACAGUUCGUCAUUUGUGAUUCUGUGAAUCAGUUAGUGGUAAGGAAAUAAACAGUAAGUGAAGUAAAUAUUAAAAACUCCAAAACAUGAGCGGCAUAGAAGAAGUUGCCGCUGCGGCGGUCAGCGGCGUGGAAAAGAUAGCAACUGCGACGGUGGAGAACGUGGCGUCCACGCUGGACACCGUGACCAGCGUCGUGGAGAACGUCUCCAGCGUCGUGGACUCAGUCGCCUCGACGGACCCCCUCGAGUUAGCCGGCCAGCUGGCCAGCGACGUCGCCGCCACGGUUGCUUCCACGGAAACCGGCCGAGAGGCUCUCCACAUGGCCGGGUCCGCUCUUGAAGGGGCUGGACAGAUCCUAGAGGGGGCGGGGCAGGCCCUCAAGGAAUUGCCUGGCGUGGCCGUCCAGGAAACCAAACCCAAAAGUAUCUUGGUCGAAUAUGGAGGACUGGUGGGCGGCAUCGCAGCCGCUGCGGCGGUGGUGGCUGCCACCUACUACCUCACGAGGCCCGCCUCCGUUCCUCCCCAGGUGGACAUCGACGACCAGUCCCACGUCAUCAUGGAGGGGUCAGAGAUCAUCCGGGUCUCCAGACUGACGAAGGAAGCCCGCGAGGGAAAAUUCAUGAGAUUUCUCUACGAGGACACGCGCACGCUCUACGAUAUCUUUCGGAGAGGCGUGAAGGAGUCAAAUAAUGGUCCUUGCCUAGGAUCUCGUGAGGGACCAGGGAAACCAUACACAUGGCUACAUUAUAAUGAAGCACUCUUGAGAGCCAAGAAUUUCGGAGCUGGGCUUGUAGCGUCAGGACUUCAACCAGGCCCUGAGACUUUUGUUGGAAUCUACUCUCAGAAUUGCCCAGAAUGGAUACUGACAGAACAAGGAUUGUAUUGUCAGUCAAUGGUUAUUGUUCCCUUAUACGACACUCUAGGACCAGAAGCCUGCAAUUUCAUCAUAACACAAGCUUCUAUCACAACAGUGGUUUGCCAAGAUGAUCGAAAGAUGAGUCAAUUAUUGCAAUCUCCUCCGAAGUGUCUUAAGUUGCUUAUAGCCAUUAGGGAUGUUACCCCAGAAACAGCAGAGAGAGCAAGAUCACUUGGCAUUACAAUAAAAUUCUUUGAGGAAAUUGAAUCUCUUGGGGCAGCAAGUGAUAUUCCUGAGUUGCCUCCCCAACCAGAAGACUUGAGCACCAUCUGUUACACAUCAGGAACUACUGGUAAUCCAAAGGGAGUAAUGCUUACUCACGAAAAUAUAGUUGCUGACGUUUCUGCCACUCUCUUACAACUUGCUGAACACAAACCACACAAGAGUGAUGUAAUGUUGUCGUUCUUGCCACUGGCACACAUGCUGGAGAGAUGUUGUGAGGUGUCAGUUUAUAUAGCUGGUGGUGCUGUAGGGUUCUUUAGUGGUGACAUACGUAAUUUAGUAGACGACUAUAAGGUCUUGAGGCCAACCAUUACACCGUCCGUCCCACGUCUCUUAAAUCGCGUUUACGACAAAGUGACCUCUGCAGUGAAUGGCUCAGCAGUAAAGAAGUUAAUGUUGAAAAUGGCCCUUUCAAGCAAAAGAGCAGAUUUAGAAAGGGGUAUCGUAAGAAGAAACACGAUUUGGGACAAGUUAGUAUUCAAGAAAGUGCAGGAUGGAAUGGGUGGCAGACUAAGAUUAUUGGUUGUGGGCUCAGCACCUCUAGCAGGAAAUGUCCUCACUUUCAUGAGAGCUGCUUUAGGAUGUGUUAUUGUUGAAGGAUACGGACAGACAGAAUGCGGAGCUCCUGCCACACUUACCAUUCAGGGUGACUACAGACCUGACCAUGUAGGACCACCUAUUGCUUGCAAUGCUAUAAAACUCGUUGAUGUUCCAGAAAUGGGUUAUUAUGCUGCACAGGGUCAGGGUGAAGUUUGCAUAAAAGGCUCAAAUGUUUUCAAAGGAUACUUUAAAGAUCCUGAUAAGACUAGAGAAACUGUAGAUGCUGGAGGUUGGCUGCACACAGGAGACAUAGGACAGUGGCUCCCUACUGGAGCUUUAAAAAUCAUUGAUCGUAAAAAGCAUAUCUUCAAGUUGUCACAAGGAGAGUAUAUUGCUCCAGAAAAAGUGGAAAAUAUAUAUGUCAGAUCGACAUAUGUUGCUCAAGUAUUUGUCCAUGGUGAAAGUUUGAAGUCCUGUGUAGUAGCCAUCAUUGUGCCAGACGUCGAAGCUGUCAAGGAAUGGGCGAAGGAGCAGGAGAUCCCAGGAACAUUAUCAGUCCUCUGUGCUAACCCUCAUGUAAAACAGCUUAUUAUGGAUGAUAUCACAAACCUUGGUAAAGCAGCUGGCUUAAAAUCUUUUGAACAGGUUAAGGAUAUUUAUCUUCAUCCAGAUCUCUUCAGUGUCCAAAAUGGACUCUUGACCCCUACCUUGAAGUCUAAGCGGCCACAGCUGAAAAGGUAUUUCACUCCACAAAUUGACGACAUGUACGCAAAACUCUCAUAAACUGCCAUGUGUUGUGCGCAGUAUCGUACUUAUAAGUGAGAAAUUGACUAUAAAAUGUUCAGUGCUUGACUUGCGUGUGAAAUGGACCUCACGGGAUCUGUAUGACUUGUGCCUCAUAACAAUAGAAAACCACUUAGUGAGCAUUGAGUGAUUCAUCUAUUGUUUCUUUUUUCAGUAUAUUCAAUAGAAUCUGAUAACCAUAAGAUAUACAGUACGUAAAUAUAUACAAAUAUCAUUAUGAAAAAUUUUGAUUUAUAAUCAGAAUGUGCAAUGUAUAUCAGUAUAGCAGCUGAAGAAUUUUUUUCUUUACAGCUUUAUAGAUGUUUCUGUAAUACAUUUAUAUACUAUUUUUACCUAGAAUUUGGUGAUGGUUAGACUGGAUUAUGUUUUGUAAGGAACAUUUCUUUUUCUUGACAUUGAUGGCCUUAGUUGUUUCUGAAGGUGGCAACAGAGACGGGACAAAUUGGGCUUUGCUAUUAGGAACAUGAAUUUAAACUAGUGGAUUAUUAAUACUCAUAUGCAGACAGUAAAUAACUGGAAAAUGGAAAUUUACUUAGUUUUCAUUCAAUACAGUAUUAAACACUAAACCAUGGGGUCUUAAUAUUGGUGGAACUUAAUGAUUCUGUCAAGUCACAGGAAAAGGAUACUUUCAAUUAUGAGAUUGGUAAUUUUGGUACCCUCCACUGAAUGUGUUGGACUGCUUCUGCAACAGUUUCAGCCAGUAAAAUGUUUGGGAAUACUUUAACAAUAUGAGCUGAGAGGGAAGAACUUACCCGUGUUAUUUCUGGACAAUAAGGCACUUAUGUCCAGAUGACUGUUGGGUAGGUUGUUCUAGUCAUGAAUGUAAGACAGGAUGUGAGGCUUCUUCAUAGAGCCUUAGGUGCUCAGGCUGUGUGGUUGUAAAAUUUUUAAUAAAACUACUAUGUGAUGUGCACAGGGAUUUUGUGUAAAGUCUAAUUUUUUCCCAUAGAGGGUUGCCAAAGUGAGCACUGGUCGGUGUUGGGGUUGGGGUAAUUAUGUAUGAAGUCAUCCUAAUGUAAUUACUUGUAAAUACAUUGUUAUGGAUUAUAUUGGUGAGUGUCUUUCUGAUUGCAUUUGAUUUACAAAUGCAAUCUUGUUUGGAGGAACAGAGGAGUAUCUGUGUAGGAAGUAAAGCUUAGGCUUGUUAAACUAUCUCUUUUGAAAGUUAUACCAUGUGAUAUAUACAGAGUAAUGUUUAAUUUCAAUAUAGAUCCAGAAAUGAAUUUUAAAUACUGUAUAAAAGUUGUAUGAAACAAAGCAUCAUUUCAGAAUAAAAGUAUGUAAAGUAUAUGUACUCUUUUAUAUACUGACACGUAUGGCCUUGGUUAAUAUGUCAUUAUUAGAAAUUAUGUUACAGCACACUAACAUAGUUAAAUUAGAAAAAACACAAAAAAGCUUCAGGACUACCUUUCACACAUUGUACUUAUCAGUGAUGAAACAGUAUCAUAUCAUAGGAAAUAAUUUCUAAUUUCUUGUAUAGUGCUUUCAUUUUGUAUAUUGUACAGGUCUACUUAACUAUGAUAUGGAGGACUCAGGUUUCCAUUUCAGUGUUAAAAAGUCUUUUUAGAUUUACAGUGCUAUAGGUCUCAAUGUAUGAUUGACUUUGUUGGUAAAUUACAUUCAGUGUUGAAAUGUUGCCAUCUCUGGUUAAUGCAGUGCUCUUUAUGAAGGAUUUUCACAACUGCUUCCCUACUAGAAUUUGAAUAAACCAGGUUUACAGUCUAGGUUUAUACGACACCAGUUUAAUUAGUCUUACAACAAAUAUUUCUUACACUAAUAAUAAAAUAGUUUUGGCAGCCAUUCAAGAUAUGUACAAAAAACUGCAUAUCUCCAUUGUGCACCCUCUGCAUUCUGUGAAAUUUUGCAUAACAUUUACUAUUAAUUAUAAAAGAAUACUAAAAAAAAAAAAAAAAUAAAAGUUCCCAUUGCAUUAUCCCCAUUAGACAGCCUUAAUUUCAGAGAAUGCAGAUAAAACUGCAGGAGAUGUACAUUUUUUGAUAAGCCAUCCAUUCUGCUGAUAUUAAGUAUUACAGCUACCUACUCAUUUUUUUUUUACUGCGUCACAGAGCACACCUCUCAUCACAUUACAUGUAGGUUUGUAUGUGUAAAUUUAUAGAGUUCAAAUAUGUAAAUAAAAAUUCUAAUGCUU